CAACGAUUAAGUGCUGACUGGAAAUCACUCAACGGUGUCGAUCAUGAAGGCGUUUAUUGUGUUUUCAAUGGCUAUGGCCGUUGCUUCCUGCGCAUCAGUUGACGAGUCUUCGAAGAAAGAGAAACGUGGACUAUGGGAACUUGGACACGAUCUCAACGGUUUCGACCAUGCUCACCACGAUCACCACCUGGAUCAUCACGAAGUCGAACAUUUACAUACAACCAUCACCAAGAAGGUUCCUGUUCCAUACCCAGUCGAGGUAGAAAAACACGUUCUAGUCGAGGUGAAGGUCCCGUAUCCAGUUCACGUUGAGAAGAAGGUCCCAGUUGUGGUCGAGAAAAAAGUUCCAGUUUACGUUGAGAAGAAGGUCCCAGUCCACGUUGAUCGCCCGGUUCCAUAUCCAGUCGAAGUUGAGGUUCCGGUCAUAAAGAAGGAAUACGUCGAAGUGCCAAAACCAUACGCAGUUCAUGUCGAGAAACCCGUUCCAGUGUAUAUCCACAAGCGAGUGGUCGUUGAGAAGCCGGCCCCGGUAACUGUUCACAUUAAGGAACACAAGAAACAUUGGGGACUGUUCUGA
Messenger RNA from Toxorhynchites rutilus septentrionalis, 577 nucleotides. RefSeq names its product mantle protein-like. NCBI's taxonomy places the organism in Eukaryota, Metazoa, Arthropoda, Insecta, Diptera, Culicidae. Bases 44 to 577 code for a protein of 177 amino acids. The transcript has 2 exons. The record is from RefSeq and is a predicted model, not a curated record.